AUGGCAUCUAUUACCACCCUGUCUUCUUAUAACUGGAUCGAGGCACCCAAAGCCACGCCUACAAUUGCUGUCCCUGGAAGUCCGGCUCUUUGGUCAGCUCCAGGAGUUUCUCGACGGUUGAAGAAGGACUCUGGUCUCGUCUAUAUCGCCCAAAAUGCAGCUCGCCAUCCAGAAAGUCCUCUUGAACCCCCUUUCCGCGCGUUAUACGUCACAAAUCCUUCAUUCGAUAUCCCAUUCACCAUGACCAUCGAGGUGACGCAGAAUACCGCGAUAUUCUGCCGUGACGAGAUCAAGACUCUGGAGUAUAUCGGACCACAAGACUUCAGGGGAUUUGGACACGAAUUCGACAGCACUGGACAUCAUAGGAUCAUCUCGUACCGCUUCAGUGAUCUGAAUUUAAUUGUCCGCCACGAAACGGAUGGAUACGUUGACACUGGUACGAGGGCGUCUUCUUCCAAAGCAAAGAGCCAGUCACAAGAUGACCUCUCUAGCACGUUGGGAGCGUUGUCUCUGUCUCCAGCCAAUAGUUCUCCUGGUCUGGUAGUACCGCUGGAAUUAACCCUUGAGAUAAAAACAAGAGUGUCACACAAAUCCCUCGAUAUUCAAGAGCUUGUGCGAGCAUACCACCAGAAUGGUACUUUUCAGAGACCAGUGGUUGAAGAUGUUGCCGCUGUAAUCAAGAUCUGGGAAGAACGCAAGCAGAAUGAAUUGAGGAUACUAGCAGCGCUAAUUCGAAAAAUCAUCAAUCUCGUGAAGGAGUGUGGGGGUAACGCUAUCCUCAAGUACAACACAGAGGGGGAUAAGCUGGUGGUCUGCAAGGUUGAAAGAAAAGAGAUGCUGCCAAAAGACUUGUAUUCGAAGUGGGAUGGUGCGCCUAAUCUUGGAGCGGAGAUUGAUACACGGAAUGAUGGUCUACUAGGACCUAAGAUUGCUCAAACAAGGCGAGAGAGCAUUUCCACGAUGAGAACCACUGGAGAUGACCUGAAAGCUACAAUCAGAAUUGGAGAUAUGGAUUACAGCGUGCAUAUGGUGUCCAAGAUGCCGUACUUGGCAUCCUUUGUUCGACUCCAGAAGGUUACUCAGCCAGAAGCAACUGUGUUUAUCCAUGAGCCGAUUAACCUCUUCGAUAUAGCCCUGAAAGGAGUUGAAUCGGGCUACCGCCAAUGCUACCGAUCUCUGCCUACCAAUCUCUCUCAAUACCGUACUCUCUUCGCAACGUACAAGUUCCUCAACGUUGAUAUUCUGAGCGGCCUGUCUAUCGACGAGGUAAUUGCCAAUCUGAAAGGCUUGGCACGCGAUACAGCUUUUCAGCUCUUGUAUCUGAUACUAUAUGCUCAGUUCGGAGACGAGACGAAGGACAGCAUGAAGCUUUCUAAUGCAGUCAUGUUCAUAGUAUCUCAUCCAGGGACUUUUAAGUCCCGUACGAAGCGAGUGAUCCGCCUUGCGUACGAGGAGCGAUUUAGCCCAACGACGAAGCAAAGAGCGAGACUAGAUGAGUGGGAGAAAGGAGAGAAUGCCGAUGCUAAGACAGAUGCAACCACUGAGGAGGAGCCCUAUUACUAUUUUGAUUCAGAUGAUUCUUUUUUUUAG
This is a messenger RNA of Mollisia scopiformis, 1590 nucleotides long. RefSeq lists its product as uncharacterized. The transcript is spliced from 8 exons. The record is from RefSeq and is a predicted model, not a curated record. Bases 1 to 1590 code for a protein of 529 amino acids. NCBI's taxonomy places the organism in Eukaryota, Fungi, Ascomycota, Leotiomycetes, Helotiales, Mollisiaceae.